Periconia digitata is the source of this 1671-nucleotide messenger RNA. The record is from the annotation of a GenBank genome assembly. NCBI's taxonomy places the organism in Eukaryota, Fungi, Ascomycota, Dothideomycetes, Pleosporales, Periconiaceae.
CUCAUCUCUCACUGUCCUCGCGGUGUUGUCUGUCUGAUCACUUUCCGCAUCCUCACAUCCCCAGCUACUUGCCUUGUCGAUAUCCCCAGUACCCAGGAACCUUGGUGUUUGAGGAAAUCGGCAAAGAUUCCUAGUAAUCAAGCUCCCCUUUUGACUGAUGAUCUCAGAAGGAAGUCUUUCGGGCGCUUCUCCCCUCUCAACCCAAGCCACUAAUCUUUCCAAAGGAUCUUUUGGGACUGGCCCCGACCCAGACCCAAAACCGCAAUGUUCCACACCUGGUGCGAAAAACAAUCGAUAGAAAUCGUCGACAACAUCUGCACCACCCAUUAUCUUCUCAACACGCUGUCGGUAUCGGAUAGUGUUGCCAACAGGUACAAUAGGAUCGCUGAUGCCGUGCCAGCUCAGCAGUUUUGCACCCGCAUCACGGAAGCGUGAAAGAUCUGUAUCGUAUGAGUCCCAAAUCCAACCAAACUCCUCAUUGCCCUGCGCCCACAAAGCAAUAUAGUCGGCAACACUCAGCUUUAGGACGUCGAAACCGGGGUCUUUUAGAAGAACCGUUCUGGGGAAGACGCCACGAGUCGUGGGGUUGUUCAGGUUGCGGACACCAUUUGAGUCGAUAGUGAUGUUCAAGAAUGCAUUCAGUGGCGUACCAACGGGGAUACCUGGGAAAACAUUCUUGUCAGAUGGCGUAGCAGGGCCUUGAUAAAUCUUACGAACUGCCUCGGCAAUAGCGCGUGUGAUCUUGAUGCUGCGUCCCGAGCAUUCCAUCUUUUGGCCGAUGAAUUCUAGGGGGUCGAACGUGCAACGCUCCGGGUCCCCGAUGACGAACCAGUCGAAUUCGCAAUUACUGACGAGCGUUCCUGCACCAUUCAUCGCGACAAUCGGCCAUAUACCAUAUAGGAACACACUUGGCAGUUUGAUGGCUGGGGCAGCAGCAAGUACUCCAUCAAGCAGAUGAGGAUAUCUCUGAGCCAUCAUAUAUCCCUGUCGACCUCCCUGCGAGCACCCAUUCCAAUAUGAGUGAUGAGGUUUCUUCCCAUAGAACUGCUCCACAAGGCUUUUGCCGACGUGGACCUGCUCUGCAAGACUCCGGGUCCCAAAGUUAUGCACCAGAUCCCAAUUGAUGCUCUUAUUCUUGUUUAGUACCCAGUCAGCUGCCACGAAGUCGAAUGGAUGUCCUCCAUCUGUAGAUGAUGCCGCGUAGCCACCGGCAACUGCAGGACCCAAUGCUAUGUCGAACAUGCCUGUCGCCCAACCCCCGCCGCCUGUUGCUUGAAACCGGGCAUUCCAAUCUUGAAGAGGAAGCCAUGUCUGUACCAUGACUUGGUCGUUCGCGCCUGGAUGUGUAAGGUAGACUUUGAUAUCGCAGUAAUUGAGGUCCUUGAGCUCGGUCUUGAGACCAGGAGUAAUAGGGAUGUUGACAUUGUGCUUUUCCUCUACCGUCAACGACAGGAUAGUGGUGCCUGGAAUAGUUGGAUGCUGGAAUGUGGCGGUCUCGCACUUUUGUCUUCCUUGGGGUCCGUCUUUGGUUGUAGCGCCCACUACAGUGAAGAGCUGAAGUAACAACAAUGGCAGUGCCAUUUUGUAAGCUGUAAGAUUGAAGACGGAGGAAGUUUUUUUGUCAAGCAGAUGGUAACUGUAGGAUCUUAAUAAUAUAGAGAUUCGUAUAAU